UACUUUUCAUUCCUUCCUUAUUCUUACAUAUAGCCAUAGCUUUAAAAAAAUUUUUUUUUUGUCCUGCCCCCUUUAAACCUGACUAAUUGGCAAUAGAUUUCCUCCCUGCAGUCACUGCUAAAAUAUAUCUUCCGUCCCCUUUAAAUUGGACAAAUUAGAGCUAGACUUCUGAGGUUGAAGAGGGAGGCCUUACACUCUCCUUUCCCCUGGGGUCCUCCUGGAUUUGACACACCUUACAACCACAAGAGAGCACUCUUUCCUUUGAUGAUUUCCCCCCUCCACCUCCCUGGGAAUGAAAGAGCGAGUUUUAAGUUUGCAAACAGUCUAAAGAGCUCUUCCCAUUAGCUCUGAACACCAGAAACCACAAAGGCUCCAGUUGGGUUUUGAUUUUCAAGGAGAAAAGCCUCCGGUGAACUCUUUCUCGGCCUGACAGCAGAUCCUUGGGUUCCUGGGCGGGGCUCUCCCAAACCCGAAAAUUCCUGGGUACUUUGCAAGCUACUCAUCUCCUAAAGACCUCGACUCAGUGGAUUAUAAUAAUUGAAAAGCAUUGGUAGCUGGGGAAGAUUACUUUGUGUUGGGUGGGAGCUGGCAUUUCCAGGACAGAAUGUAGGGGACCCUUUGUUAUCUUUUGAAAUCAGAAGAUCAGAGGGGGGAAUGGGAGUUUAAGGUACGGAUUAGUGGUCCUGAAAACUUUGCUUACCAACUCGGCUCAGAUUCUUAUAUAAAAACCUCCGAGGACAGAGAAGUCAUGAAGAGUUGCCUUGGAACCUGCAUGGGAACCUGAGUUUGCUGAUUCCUGUCUGGACCUUAGAUCUUCACUUAAGACCCACUGGGGAAUUGAUUUAGGUCUCUCCAGAUAACGUUCCCUCCUGCUUGGACAUCAGUCCCUUUGGUGACUCCUUUUUUUCAGCAAUAAUGGAGAGCAGUAAGUCUCAUAGCGCCCUGAAAAGAAUUCCGUGCCGCCUGACUGCCACCUCCGUGAGCGUGCCCCAUCGUGCCAGGCUGGCUUUGGGAGAACCCUUCCAUUUCUCCUUCCACCUGGACAGUGCCUACUGGGAGCAGGCCUACUACAGGGGCUGCUCAGGAAGAUUCGCCUGCUUUCCCCUGCCGGGACAACUGGGAGUCCUGGACUGUGCCUUCGAACCAGCCUUCAUCCAAAAGCGGAACGAGCGGGAGAGGCAACGGGUGCGCUGUGUGAACGAGGGGUACGCUCGCCUGCGGGACCACCUCCCCCGGGAGCUGGCGGAGAAGCGCCUCAGCAAGGUGGAGACCCUCCGAGCCGCCAUCGGCUACAUCAAACACCUCCAGAAUCUGCUCGACUGUCAUUCUCUGGGAGCUUGCAACAAGGCCAAAGACAGCCCGGCCAUGGCCGGCGCCGACCCAAGUCCAGAGUGCAACAGUGAUGGGGAAUCCAAGGCCUCCUCAGCCUCCUCUCCUUACAGCGAGUGUGAGGAGGUGUGCAGCUAAGCAGAGAGGGCUUCAUUUUCCGGACCAGUUUAAAUAAUUCCCUGCCGAUCUGUCAAAAACUCAGCCAGGGAGUUUCCAUUGUGGUGUCUCUCCUUCAAACCAAGACAUUGGUGAGGAAAAAAGAAAUGACUGUUUUAGUGAAGGGGGGGAGAGAUUUGUGUUCUUUUGCUCUAAGGGGUUCCCCCCCUAAACUUUUUAGAGGGGCUUUUAAAGAAAUGUUUUUUCUUGUAUAUAUUUCUCUGAAAAGCAUGGGGGUAAGGAAGCAGGUACGUUUCUGUUAACGUCCUAAGAUGACAGGGGAUGGAAGAAAAGAACUGGAAAAUGGGGUAGGAAAGGGAAAAGCCGGGCUGUCCACAGACUCUCAGAAUCCAGCUCUAAUGCUAGAUACUUUAAGGAAAUAACACCUGGAAUUUCCAUCUGUAAGAAAUGAUCGUAAAUUAUAUUUAGAGAGAUGGAUAGAUGGAUAGGUCAAUGGACCAACAAUGGAACUAGGAAAUCCUUAAAGGGAUUUAUCCCGCCUGACCUCUUCUCUGUGUGAAUUAGGUUAGAACUCUUAACGAACUCAUGGUUUUUGGUGACUGUGACCUCAAGCUGACAGCCCAGAGCUAAUUCGCUUGAGCCUGCACUGGAUAAAUACUCUUGAUCAGCUGGCUUGGGAAGCCUCUACAAGGUGUCUGUCAGAGUGAAAUGCUGGCCCUUGGGAAGUCUGCAGCAUGGAACAGAAAAUAAACCAUCUUGGAAUGUUAAUGAUAUCUUGGGGGGGGUUGGGGGGAGAAGGGGGUGGACGUUUGAAGAUGGGGAAGAUAAUCAAAAUGCGUUUGAAAAUUUCCUUCCCUCCAGCUCUUUUUAUCACUGUCCUCCCCUUUCUCUGGGGAGGUGUCCUCUUUCUCAUCCUUUUCUCACUUUCAUUCUCUCUCCUUCCAACUUCUGAUUAAAUUAAAAGUUGCCCUAAGGUACCCAGUGGAGAUAAUUGGAUGUGACUUUUUGAUGGCUGUAAGUUACUUGGGAAUAGAAGGAAAAGCUUGGUGGAGAUCAAGCAGCAGGGGAAGAGAGAGGGGACAUAUCUCCAAGUUUCUCCUAUCCUGAAAACUCAGUGGAAUGACUUACAUAAAACAAGCAGCAGAGAUGCUAGGAGUGAAAGAAUAAUCAAUGGGAGGCAACUGAGUGCUGUAGAAAGAAGCUGGGUUCAAAUCCUUGUCCUGCUACUUCUUGGCUGGGGGUCUUCUCAGCGAGGGCCUCAGGGGUUUCAGUAAAGGGUCUUUAAAUGUGUAAAAGGAGAGGGUGAAAUGUGUAACCUGGGUCUGUGAACUUAAAAAAAGAUGAUAACUAUUUCAUUAGAA
This is a messenger RNA of Antechinus flavipes (yellow-footed antechinus), 2807 nucleotides long. RefSeq names its product achaete-scute family bHLH transcription factor 4 (gene ASCL4). The record is from RefSeq and is a predicted model, not a curated record. NCBI's taxonomy places the organism in Eukaryota, Metazoa, Chordata, Mammalia, Dasyuromorphia, Dasyuridae. Bases 916 to 1467 code for a protein of 183 amino acids. The transcript has a single exon. Gene Ontology annotation, biological process: developmental process; regulation of transcription by RNA polymerase II. Gene Ontology annotation, molecular function: DNA-binding transcription factor activity, RNA polymerase II-specific; protein dimerization activity; RNA polymerase II transcription regulatory region sequence-specific DNA binding.